AUGAAGAUGCAAUCGUGGACAUUGCAACAUAUUUUGGCACCAGAUGGUCGAUUGCCUCCAGAGAAACAAGCCAAGGGAAAAUUUCUAGCCCAGACACAAGCCCUUUUCUCAGCUCCAACGUCAACUGACAACAAUUCCAAAGAACGCUUCGUAUUCUCGACCUUCUAUAACGCAUCUGUCACAUUUCCCUUCAUAGUCAGCAUUGCCUAUUGGCUGGUGGUAUAUCCUUCGGAACCUGUCCUUGAUCAAGGGAGCAAAGGCGAGCGUCUUCAUCACUUUGUACUCAUCAGCAUCACUGUGCUCAACUCUGUGAUCGCCUUCCUGGAGGUGAUGGUCCUGAGCAGCGUCCGAAAGCAGAAGGAUCUCGCCACGCAGAUUGCCGGUGUCAUCGCUAUAUACCUCUUAUACGGGAUAUGGACGGUUUUUGGUCAUUCCGUCACCGGCGAGUAUGUGUACAAAUAUUUUGACCCCGAUUAUGCUGGCUGGAGAGGCGUUGCUACGACCGAUAUCUUCAUCUUGUCUCUGACGGUCACUGUGUUCUUUGCCCAGCGGGGGCUGCACGCACUGCGUGAGAUCUUGGCCUGGAAGGCAGAGUGCGAUCUUUCAGGACGUCGAGAGCGGCUGACUGCCCCCUCGUGUCCCCAUCACUAG
This is a messenger RNA of Letharia columbiana, 651 nucleotides long. RefSeq lists its product as uncharacterized. The transcript has 3 exons. Lineage: Eukaryota; Fungi; Ascomycota; Lecanoromycetes; Lecanorales; Parmeliaceae. The record is from RefSeq and is a predicted model, not a curated record. Gene Ontology annotation, cellular component: membrane. Bases 1 to 651 code for a protein of 216 amino acids.